Molecule: messenger RNA, 1341 nt
Organism: Alternaria alternata
Lineage: Eukaryota; Fungi; Ascomycota; Dothideomycetes; Pleosporales; Pleosporaceae
Product: ERG4/ERG24 ergosterol biosynthesis protein
Exons: 3
Biological process (GO): ergosterol biosynthetic process
Cellular component (GO): endoplasmic reticulum membrane
Molecular function (GO): Delta24(24-1) sterol reductase activity
Source: RefSeq, a predicted model, not a curated record
AAGGGACAGCAGAACUGGAGUCCUACCGAUGCAUCCACGGCUCGCGAGUUUGGUGGUCCACUGGGCAUGUUGGCCAUGAUGAUUGGAUUUCCUCUACUCAUGUACUUCAUGUGGGCAGGCGCUGUCUUCUACGACGGGCAGAUUCCGAGACCAGCACAGAACGAGUCUUUCGCCGCUUUCGUCCAGCACCUCUGGUUCUUGAUUAGGACUGAAGCGUACCCUAAUAAGAGGGCUUGGUGCAUCUACUGGUCCUUUGGGUUCACGCAACUCGCCUUUUACGCUCUACUUCCUGGUGUUUAUCGUAAGGGCCAGCCCCUGCCGCAUCUGGGUGGGAAGCAGUUGGACUAUUACUGCUCGGCUAUGUGGUCUUUUUAUACGAGCGUCGCACUUGGUGUUGUCUUGCACUUUAGUGGUUACUUCAGGCUGGAUGUGUUGAUCGGCGAGUACGGACCCCUGAUGAGUGUAGCGAUCAUCUCUGGGUUUCUAUGCUCUUUUGUUGCAUACUUCUCAGCUAUUGCACGUGGUGCAACGUUACGUAUGAGUGGCAAUCACAUUGUCGACUUUUUCAUGGGUGCGGAAUUGAACCCGAGGAUGUUUGGCAUCCUAGACUUUAAGAUGUUGGUUGAAGUCCGCAUUGCGUGGUUUAUCCUCUUCUUCCUCGCGUUGAGCACAUGUCUCAAGCAGUUCGAGGAAUAUGGAUACGUGUCUGUACAGGCGUGCUUUCUGCUCAUAGCGCAAUAUCUUUAUGCUGGAGCGUGUGCCAAAGGAGAGCAUUUGAUUAUUACUACCUGGGAUAUAUACUACGAGAAGACAGGUUUUAUGAUCCUUUUCUGGACAAUGGCUGGCGUGCCAUUCUCGUACGCUCAUGCUAUCCUCUACAUAGCUAACCACAAACCCAGCCAGUACCAUUGGCCAUGGUGGUUCGUACUUGCCUUGCUUAUCCCUUAUCUUGGCGUUUACUAUGUCUGGGACACUUGCAACAGUCAGAAGAAUCAGUUCCGGCAAGAGGAGCGCGGUGUAGUAGACGAACGAACCACAUUUCCCUAUUUCAAAAAGGGAAAGAUUCAGAACCCGAGGACGAUCGAGACAAGUUACGGUAAAAAGUUGCUCUGCGAUGGCUGGUAUGGCAAGGCGCGCAAGAUCCAUUACUCUUGCGAUAUCUACUUUGCUAUCAACUGGGGUCUCAUCACAGGCUUUGCGUCGCCAUUUCCAUGGUUCUAUCCUGUUUUCUUCACCAUCAUGAUCAUGCACCGCGCAUUACGCGACAAUGCCAAAUGCCAUGACAGGUAUGGCAAAGCUUGGGAGCAAUACACAAAAAGAGUUCCGUAUAUCUUUAUACCA